AUGCUGUUGGGCUGCCCUUGUGCAUCGGCGAUGAGCGGAGCACUGAGAGGCAAAUGCUUCUCACAAAAUGUCUCGCCAAUGGCAAUAAUUCGUGCUCCUUGCAAAGUACGUUUCGAUUGGGGUAAGAGCAGGCACCGCUAUGGGCAUUUGGCGGCUCAGGUAUUGCCCCAGAAAGAACAGACGAAGCGCGAAAGCGACAGCAACAACACAACACGCACGGAGCGUAUUCUCAGAGUGGCCCGAGCUGUCGGCAACAAUUCUCACUGGAUGGGCAGACGCUGGAUCACCAGGGUUAUUUUGUUAGAUGAUAUGUCUGACGCCUUGAUAACUGCGGCGUAUGUUAGUUUCCAACGUCGACGAAGAAUCUGCAUUGCGGGCUUUUUGCUUCCUUUUUUUUUUUUUUUUUAUUCACUUUCUCCGUAA
Molecule: messenger RNA, 423 nt
Organism: Colletotrichum paranaense
Lineage: Eukaryota; Fungi; Ascomycota; Sordariomycetes; Glomerellales; Glomerellaceae
Exons: 1
Coding region: 1-423 (140 amino acids)
Source: RefSeq, a predicted model, not a curated record